GCUGUGACUGUGUAUCACUUCAGAUGCUCAGAUAGAAUUUAAAAAAUCUGCGCUCCUCCGCCUUGUCACCGGCGUUGCGCGCAUUUUCUCCCUCUCCUCUCCCGCAGCAUGGUGCUCGGACUCGGAGGCUCGGCGCCGCGUUUUCGUCGGACGGCUUGAGACGAGCCAGCAGAAAAGCUUCCAGCGCCACCUGUUCCCACCUUCAGAUACAAGAUGCAGGAGGAGGACAGCACCCAGACAGGCUCACAGCGGGCCUUCAGCGUCCUGGAUCGCCUGCUGCUCACUCACCCUGUGUGGCUGCAGCUGUCGCUCAACCAAGACUCCGCCCUGUACAUGCUGCUCAGAGAGCCUGUCGGGACCUUUUUGGUGCGCAAGUGCAGCUCCAGCCAAAGGAAGGUGCUGUGUUUGAGAGUGGCAGCCGACCGGAGUGCCUCCUCGGUUAAGGAGUGCUUCAUCUGUGAGGAGGACUCCACGUUCGCCUUGGAGAGCUCAGCACUCAGCUUUCCGGACCUGUGUCGUUUGGUGGCCUUCUACUGUAUCAGCAGAGACGUAUUGCCGUUUCCUCUUCAGCUCCCAGAGGCCAUCGCCAAGGCCACAACACACCGGCAGCUGGAAGCCAUCUCACACAUGGGACAGGAUUUCUGGAGCGCACCGAGCGCUGCGGACAUCCAAAAUGGUCCUUUGGGGUCAGUUGCGUCCACCAGCGGCGCCAAUGCCCAAAUGGCGGGAACUCCCUGUUCCCUGUUCACGCGGGGCAAACAAGGCAAGGUCUGCUUCAUCAACCCCCUGUUUCUUCAGCUGGAGGUUUGCAAGCCGCAGCACACCAACCACAGCGCCUCCAACAAGCGGCACCGCUUCAAGCGCAGCAUGCGUCUGCGGCUCUCCGAGUCCUCCAUGAAUCUGUCCCUGGAAGGCGUCGGCUCCUACUCGCCGCCGCUGUCCCUGGAGCAGCCCGGGGCGUCGGAGGGGCUGCAGAAGGCCAGCCCAAACCCACAGAGACGCGUUCACGCAGGGGCUGGAGUCCUGAGGAGAACCCCGGCUGUGUCGCCUGGCUCGGCGGAGGAAGAGGACAUGAUGGCCGUGUACGUGCCACAGACGUCCGCUGCCGCUGACGAGACGCCCAGGUUGCAGCUUGAGGCGGGAAUCGAAGGGACGGUUCUGGGCUUGGAGCGCCGUCCGGCUCCGUCACUGGCCGAGCUGGACAGCUGCAGCUCCUUCAGCAGCAUGGACGACGAGCCCGACUCGGACUCGGAGCCCGAAAGCACGGCCCAGGCCCAGACGCACUCCUUCCCCCGCCCGCCGCUCGUCCGCUCGCGAGGCCGCGGCGGCAUGCGUCGCAUGAGCGAGGCUUUCGUGUGCUUCUUCGCGCCCGACAAGCGCCUGACCCGGCUGGUGGAGGAGCUGGCCCGAGACAGGCGCUCGGUGUUCGGCGGCACGGUGCAGGACUUCCUGCAGGAACAGAGGAAGGCGCUGAAGACGCUGAGCUCCGCGUCGCCGCCUCUCGGCGUCACGUCGGCGCAGCUGCUGCAGAGCCUGCGCCUCUUCCUGUCGCAGGCAAAGUGUUGCUUGCUGGACAGCAGGGAGCUAGAGCCCCCCAUCGAAACCCUGGUGCCAGAGAACGAGAAAGACCUGGCGUUGGAGCGGGCCAUGUUCUCCUGCAUCCUCAGGCCUUUGAAGUGCCACCUGGAGAAAGCCCUGACCUCUUUCCACGGACGCGACGGCUCCACCCAGCGCCUCACUCAGAACUUGCUGCGCCUGAAAGGCACCGGCGCCAUGGAGCGGCUCGGCGUGCGGACGGGGGUCCCGGACGCCCGAGAGGUGGAGAGGGUGAAGCAGAAGCUGAUCCUGAUGCAGCGGACCCACUCGCCCAUCGAUAAAGUGCUCUUGCUGCUCCAGGUGUGCAAGUUCGUCCACAAGGCGAUGGGGACGUUACCCGGUCAGGAUGUCAGCUGGGACGAUUUCCUCCCUGCUCUGUCCUAUGUGAUCGUUGAAUGCAACAGGCCUCACCUGCUGAUCGAGGUGGAGUAUAUGAUGGAGCUGCUGGAGCCCUCAUGGCUCGGUGGAGAAGGCGGGUACUACCUGACCAGCGUCUAUGCGAGCCUGUGCCUGAUCCAGAGCCUGGAGCAGGAUCAGCCGUUCUCCGGCUGCCUGACGCCACAAGUGCAGGCAGCUCUGAAGGAGUGGAGCUGCAGACGGACCCUGGAGGCCCAGAAACAAAAGGAAACCCAGCAGAGCCAAAGGUGCGUUCGGAUACUGUUCCAGGACGGGGAGCGGAGCGCCGUGCGGACGUUACAGUGGAGAGCCGGCGAGACCAGCCAGGCCCUGGCGCAGCUGUGCGCCUCCACCUUCGGAGUGUCCGACCCGCAGCAAUACACACUGUUCUGGCGCAGCGGCGGUGAGAUGAGGGCCCUGCCGCCCCAGGCCCAGCCCCAGGACCUGGCCAGCCACAGCGAGGGGGGGCCCUCGCUCUCCUACCUGAGGACCGACCACGACUUCAGCAAGAUGCGGCGGCUCACCAGAGGUGGUGCCGUGGACCUGAGCGAGUCGGUGUGCGAGGAGUGAGUGGGAGGCACAGAGGAAGCAGCAGGAGGAGGAGGAGGAGGAGGGGGAGAUGGGUGGAUGGUUGGUGUUUUUCCUCUGUCUCUUAUUCUCUCUCUUUGUGUCUCCUCCCUCCCGCGGUGCGCUGUGCCUCGUCACGGGUCGGGACUUUUUCGUGAAAAGUGACGGUCCUGAUCCUGAACGGACCAGAGCAAAAAGCAGAGACAACUUGCCGAAAGUUGUGCCACGCGUUGAGGCCGCUUGUGUUAAAAGGAGUGUGCUGUUUUGUGACAUGGAAAAUGUGUAAUAUAUGGAUUUGAUUGUUUUUUUUUUUUUUUUUCUGCAACAUGAACCCAGAGUUGUACCAUGAAGGGAUUACAUCAUUAAGAGACGCCGAGGCUCGAAUCCAAAGAACACAAAUUCUGUGAGACUGCUGUUGCCUGGAAACAAAAAACCACUUCCUGUACGCACUUAGGGAGGCAAAUUGUCCACCGUGGUGAUGUAACCCUUUCACGUUGUAAGUCUGGGCUAAGUCUUAAAGACACUUGGAUGUAUUAUUGCUUCACUUUCUGUGCAAAAAUCUGCAGCUGUUUCUCGGGUGGGGGAUGCGACCUUUUCUGUGGUUCCCUGAAAUGUGGCCUCGCAAAAAAACGUGAGAUGCCCCACGGCCAAGACCGAACUGCAGUACCAAAGUGACAGAACAUGCAGCAUCAGGGUUUUUGAAAGAAAUGAAAUUGGAAACCAGCUGUGCAUAACAGUCUCCCACAGAAAUGGCUUUAUGCUUGCCUGAUGGAGCGAAGGCACAGACUUCCCUCCUUGUUUUCAGUUUCUCACAGGGUUUUUUUUUUUUUUUUUUUUUUUGCUGGUGGAAUAACGAGAAAGUGGGACGAAGGUGGCAGAAAAGCUUCAGUUUUUUUUUUGUUUGUUUGUUUUUUUUAAGAUCCUCUCCAUACUAACCAGGAUAUUUUUGCCAAACUAAUAUUUUGUCUUCUUCUUUUGCAUCUCGUCGCUAGGGGAAGGUAAUAUGGACCUAAAAUUUUGUAACAAAUUUCUUAAAUUUGCCGCAAUAUUGAUAAAAGUAGUUUAAAAACAUGUUAACAUUCCUGACAGGCUUUUUGCCUCAUUCAGAGCACCAGGCAACAAUACAAGAGAACAUAGUGCUUGUGUUCAAUAAUUUAUUUAUUUGAAUAUUUUGUCGAUUAUCAACGCUCAUGCAACCAACCGUGAAAAGUAUGGUCUUGCAAAAGUUAUAAUCCGAAGCUUGCCGUCUCUUUUUGAGGUAUGCCAACAUUGGCAUUCAUUAUUUUCACCUUUCUUCACACGACAUGUUUUUCCCUUUGAUACCAAUAAAUAAAUAAGACAACAGUCCCUUCUAAUCCCAUCAUGUUUUGGGAAAACAACAGAGAAUUUGAACGUGACUCAUUAAAGUGCAGAUUUUUAAAAACUGGUCUGUGUUUGAAGUCCACUUUGCACACGUCCCUAUUUGGGUAUCUGUGCUUAAAACCAGUGGAAUAGUUUUUGAGGGAACCUUAAAAGCAAGAACUUACUCUUGCUUUUAACAAGAGAUUUGUCAAAAGCAAAAAAGAUGACUUCUUUCUUUUUCCCCCAGUUUCUUCUUCAUCGAGGCCAAACUUCUUGUCUCAUAUCAUGUCUGAUAGCAAUCAAGUGAUUGGUCAGAAAUUCACAGUUGGUAUUGUUAAUUGGGAAAAGGACAAAUGUAAAUAUGUCUACUUUUCCCAAGUGUGGAUUUCUGCAGUUGAACUCUUUGGGGGAGAAAGAUUAUUUGCUUCACAAGAAACUUCUUUCUGGUCUGGAAACUGCAUCCUCAAACUACCCGAUAAGUCAACAGCAGCAGAAGUGUUGCCUUCCAUUAGCAAGCUCCAUUUCAAAUUUCUGGCCACGUGCCGAAUUUUAGAGAAGAAGCCUUAAAGCCUGAACAUGCUCAGAGAAAUUUGUUCCCUCUCCUAGGGCUUUGGGAAAUCAAUAAUUCAAUUUCUCUGCAGCCCUGGUGUUCUUACAGCUUGUUCUCGAUGGUUUGAGCAGAAUGUUGUUUCCUACUUUGGUGACAGACAACUAUUGGUCAGAAAUUUGCAGUAGUCACUACACUUCAAUGUCUUGUGAAGAAUGAAGUGUAAACAUUGUUAUUUUUCUUUCUAAAUAUAUGAAGCGAACAAAUCUAUCGUGUCUUACAGAGACCUUCAGCCGAGCACUUCUUUAGCCAUGCUCAGAAUCUCCUUCUUUUGAUUUUUCAAAUAAUUACGUCAACAUUACUGCCACCUGCUGGUGAAAUCUCAACAUUACAGCCUUGUUAAUGGGUUAUAAAAUGGUAAUUGUUGUAGCUGGGCCAAAAUUUGAUCAGGGAGGAAAAACAAACCCAACUUGCAACAAGUUGAUCAACUUACUGACUGACUUGCGAAUGUAUUAAAUAACAUUUUUUCUGCAUUGAGUCCAUUUUUUAUUGUUUAAAUCUGCUCUGAGUUGUGUUGUUUCUCUUGGCCUAAGUGUAAGAUGAAGUAUUGUGUUCUGACAAACAAAUCAGGACCUCAUGAGGACUGCAAGAAUGUAAAUGUCCUCGUCACCAGCUUCUGGGACUCCUGCUGCAAGUCAUCAAUGCCAACAGACUGUUUGACUCUGUGUCACUUUCAAAUCUAUAUAUAUAUAGGUAUAUAUAUAUAACUAUCACAUUGUGAAUUUAAAGCUAAAUUGAAAUUGUUUGUUGUGUGGAUAUGAAAGUGCAGAUUUUCAGCAUAUCUGGAGUUUUUAAUCUGACUGAGAAGGUUUGUUUUUGAGAGCUAUGAUGUGAACAUUGUUGCAUGCUUUCUCAUUCAAUGUGAAGAUUGAUCUGUGUGUAUGCGUGUUUGGGUGUGUGCGUGUGUGUGUGUGUUUGAAGCAUGUGUUUACUGUGGGAGCUCACCAAUUCUUUUCAAUGUAAAAAAGAAGAAAAAAAACAACAACACACACUUGACUGUAUUUUGUCAGGUAAUGCAGUAUCGCAAUAAAGAUUGCAAUAUCUGUACCAGC
Molecule: messenger RNA, 5559 nt
Organism: Poeciliopsis prolifica (blackstripe livebearer)
Lineage: Eukaryota; Metazoa; Chordata; Actinopteri; Cyprinodontiformes; Poeciliidae
Gene: rin1b
Product: Ras and Rab interactor 1b
Exons: 12
Coding region: 214-2562 (782 amino acids)
Biological process (GO): vesicle-mediated transport
Cellular component (GO): endocytic vesicle; cytosol
Molecular function (GO): small GTPase binding; guanyl-nucleotide exchange factor activity
Source: RefSeq, a predicted model, not a curated record